Molecule: messenger RNA, 2133 nt
Organism: Myodes glareolus (Bank vole)
Lineage: Eukaryota; Metazoa; Chordata; Mammalia; Rodentia; Cricetidae
Gene: Tomt
Product: transmembrane O-methyltransferase
Biological process (GO): dopamine metabolic process; developmental process; catecholamine catabolic process
Molecular function (GO): catechol O-methyltransferase activity
Source: RefSeq, a predicted model, not a curated record
UACCAGGCUGGUCUUGAACUCAAAGAGAUCCUCCUGCCUCUGUCUCCUGAGUGCUGGAAUUAGAGGCAUGUGCCACCAAUGACUGGCAAGUUUUUUUCUUUGGCUACACUAUAAUGGAUCAGAGAUUAUGGGAGGAAGAUACACCAAGAAACUGAUGAAAAAGGUCCUGAAGAGGAAUGAUGUUAGGGAGGUAAGAAAAUGGGCAGGUGUAGGAACAGUACAGAAAUGGAUUCUGUUAGGACUAGAAAGGGAGACAGCUGUGGCUGGGUACUGAACACAGGCAGCAUGGCAUGAAGAAUGCGUAGGCUGGAUUCAAUCCCAUCUGCUGUGUCUGACAAGUCAGUCUCUCAGCCAGGUGGCAGCAGCGCACGCCUUUAAUCCCAACACUCAGGAAGUAGAGGCAGGCUGAUCUCUGAGUUCCAGGCCAGCCUGGUCUACAAGAGCCAGUUCCAGGACAGGCCCCAAAGCUACAGAGAAACCCUGUCUCGAUAAACCAAAAGUCAGUCAGUCUCUGUCAGCCAUGGUUUGGACAGGCAAAUAGUACACGUAGGUUUCCCUCCCAGCCUCCCUCUGUCCUAGGACUCAGGUAGGAACAAUGUCCCCUGCCAUUGCACUGGCAUUCCUGCCACUCGUGGUGACACUGCUGGUGAGAUACCGACACCAUUUCCGACUGCUGGUGCGCACAGUCCUGCUGAGAAGCUUCAGGGACUGCCUGUCAGGACUUCGAACUGAGGAGCGGGCCUUCAGCUACGUGCUUACCCAUGCUCUGCCUGGAGACCCUGGUCACAUCCUCACCACUCUAGACCACUGGAGCAGCUGCUGCGAGUACCUAAGUCACAUGGGCCCUGUGAAAGGUCAGAUUCUGAUGCGGCUGGUGGAAGAGAAGGCCCCUGCUUGUGUGCUGGAGCUGGGCACCUACUGCGGAUACUCUACACUUUUUAUUGCUCGGGCUUUGCCUCCUGGGAGUCGCCUUCUCACUGUGGAGCGGGACCCUCGUACAGCAGCAGUGGCUGAAAAACUCAUCCGGCUGGCUGGCUUCGAUGAGCAAAUGGUGGAGCUCAUUGCGGGCAGCUCAGAGGAAGUUAUCCCACGCCUAAGAGCUCAGUACCAGCUGAAUCGGGCAGAUCUGGUGCUACUGGCACAUCGACCUCGAUAUUAUCUAAGGGAUCUGCAGCUACUGGAAGCCCAUGCUCUACUCCCAAGUGGUGCCACUGUAUUGGCUGACCAUGUGCUUUUUCCUGGUGCACCCCGCUUCCUACAAUACACAAAGAGCUGCGGCCGCUAUCGCUGUCGCCUCCACCACACCAGCCUCCCAGACUUCCCUGCCAUCAAGGAUGGCAUAGCCCAACUCACCUAUGCUGGACCUGGCUGAGAUCUAGAACCUGGGAUAAAUUACUGACACAACCCCAACCCGACUCAAGCAAGGACCUCAGAAUAUUCCCUUUCCCUUUCUGUUAGUGUCCAACAUAUGCUAGGUUCAGGCUGGGGAAGCUUUCUUCUCAACUCUGCCUGCUCCCAACCUCCAUAUCAAUCCAAAGUGUCAAAUUCUAUCAGUCUUCUUGGUCCCACAAGAUCCUCUCCUAGACAACUGGAAACUGGAAGCAAGAGUCCUGAGCCCUUGUUCUGUUAUCGAUUGCUCCCUCCAGGUGAGUCCUUCCUUCUUCUGAGAUUCUUAUUCUCUUAAUACUAAGGGCUGGAAAGAUGGCUCAGCAGUGAAGAGCACUGGCUGCUGCUCCCUAUCUAGAGGACUCAGGUUCAAUUUUCAGCACUCACAUGGCACAGGCACACAUGUGAUAUACAUACACACAUACAUACAAAAAAUCUCUAAGCAUAAAUAAAUUACAACAAAAAGACAGCUGGCUGGCAGAGCCCCAGAGCCUCCCAGCUGUGAGACUCAGACAGCUUCUGGAUGGAAUCAGAGGCAGCUGCAGACAAUGAGGCCCCGUAGAGCAUCCAGGUACAAGCUAGGCCACAAGAAUUAUCAAUCACAGAAGCCUGGCCUCCAAUCCUGGCACACUUGGUCAAUUAGGUUUGCUUGAGAUCCCUUAAAGACCCCUUCCCACUGUCCAAGAAAAGAUACUGGACUCCUCUGGGUCCCACCAACAAACAGGGAAUAGACAUUGGGGGAAAGAA